AUGUUAUGCUACAUGUUGGGUUUAAUCUUCUUUAUUCCUAUGGAAGGUGUGUUUGGUGCUACAGAUGAAGUCAAGUUAGUAUCAGUGACUGAGGGAGAUUCUGUCACUUUAAACACUGGUGUUACUGAAGUACAGAGAACUGAUCAGAUACUGUGGAUGUUUGGACCUCGAGAGACUCGUAUUGCUGAAAUGUACAGACAGAGCAUUGACAUGUUUGACAGUAAUGUAACAUUUGGAGACAGACUCAAGAUAGACAGUCAAACUGGAUCUCUGACCAUCACAGACAUCAGAAAUGAACAUUCUGGCCCUUAUAAGCUAAACAUAAUCAGCAGUAGAAGAGCAAAUUCAUACAAGAAAUUCAAUGUUGCUGUUUAUGUUCUUCCUGUUCCUGUCAUUAUCAGCACAUAUUCAAACUCUUCAUCCAACUCUUCCUCCAACUCAUCAUUAUCAGACUCCAGAUGUUCGCUGUUGUGUUCAGUGGUGAAUGUGAGUGCUGUGAGUCUCUCCUGGUACAAAGGAAACAGUGUAUUGUCCAGCAUCAGUGUGUCUGAUCUCAGCAUCAGCCUGUCUCUACCUCUGGAGGUGGAAUAUCAGGAUAAAAACACCUACAGCUGUGUGGUCAAUGACACCAUCAAAACCCACACUACACAUCUGGACAUCAGUCAACUCUGUCGAACAGAUAAAGGUAUUCAAUCCCUUGCAUCAUCUUUAUCACAACUAUACUGUUUAGUAAUAUAUUGGGAGGUAAUUUAGAUGAAUAGUCUUUAGUUUCUUUAUCAGGAGAUUUAACUGGUGUGUUUUUCUUCUUUCCCCAGAAUUAUACAGUCCAUUUGAUGAUGUGAUUCCUUCAUUGAUUUACGCUGUGUUGGGCAUGAAGGUUGUCGCUCUAAUUACAGUAUUUAUUAUGUCAAAUUUGAUUUCAGAAUGACAAAAUUAUAAUACUGUCAACUAGAGUAUCGUGCUGGAGAAUUUGACAUUAAUUUGACCAAUACUGGACCAAUACUUUAUGUCUUUCAAUGUUGGAUCUUAACGUCAAGCUAAUGUCUGGUGUCUAGUUCACCUCAAAAGGUUUUUUUUUUGACACAAUUUACUCACCAGUGGCAUUUUUCAAACCUGUUUCAGUUUCUUUCUCUUGUUGAACAACAACAACAACAACAAAAAAAAGAAAGAAAAUGAUUUGGAGACUGUCGGAUACAUUGACUUCCAUUGGCUGCAUCCGAAAGCUUAGACAGCUGACUGGUUGUUAUUUUCUGAAUUUGCCCCAACAUGUAGUAACUCUGGAGGCAGUGUUUGUGCACAAAGGCAUCUCAGACUGUCUUCUUGGACAAUACAAGGGUUUAUUCAUCUACAACAAACGACCGAAAGCUUUGGUGAUAAUUAAGUGAAUAUUUACUUACUACAAUUACUUCUCGCCAGAAAGUGGAAAUCAAAAUUACAAUACGUUGUUCAUAAAACGUACAUUUACAGUGCACACAAA
This is a messenger RNA of Danio rerio (zebrafish), 1477 nucleotides long. Lineage: Eukaryota; Metazoa; Chordata; Actinopteri; Cypriniformes; Danionidae. The record is from RefSeq and is a predicted model, not a curated record.